GCUUUCAUAAACCUGCAGUGGUUAAUUCGUGUUGGCAUAUUAAAACCAAAAAAGUAAGCUGUUGACGUGGAUGCGCCUAAUUCAGUCAAAGCCCAAAACCGAUAAACCUCGAAAGCAUCUGCGCCGUUGGAUAGGAUCAAAUCCUCGAUCUCCAUAUCUUGGCCGUCAGAUCUCCUUCUCAUAUGGUCCCCGCACAAACCCAACUAAAUAAACCGCCCAAUCCCAGCUCUUAAGCCUCCGACGCACACCUCCGACACUCCACUCAUUCCACCUUGGCGUUGCCACACCUCAGAGUUCCAGAACAUUCUAGAACGAGUGGAAGGGACAGGAGACAGAAGUCAGAUUCUCAUGGCUGAUACAAUCACCCAGAGAUCCACUGGAACAGUGAAAUGGUUUAGCGCACAGAAGGGAUUCGGGUUCAUAGCCCCCGACGACGGCGGCGACGACCUGUUUGUCCACCAGACGGCCAUCCGAUCUGACGGCUUCCGCACUCUGUCAGAUGGUCAGCCCGUUGAGUUCACCGUCGAUCUAGGCGAUGACGGCCGUACCAAGGCCAUCGAAGUCGCUGCCCUCCGCAGGUCCCGUCGCGGAGGCGGUAGAGGGAGAGGAUCAUACGCUUCUAGAGGCAGAGGUGGCCCAGGCGGUGGAAGAGGUGAACGUGGUGGAUACGGCGCUUAUGGUGGCUAUGGUGGGUAUGGUAGCGGUGGAGGUGGUGGUGCGUGUUAUAAUUGUGGAAGGAUGGGGCAUUUGGCGAGGGAUUGCUACCAAAGCAGUGGCGGCGGUGGUGGAGGCGGCAGUAGUGGAAGGAGGAAAUACGGCAGCGCUCCUGGUGGUAGAGGCGGCGGUGCGUGUUACAAUUGUGGAGAGGAAGGACAUUUUGCGAGGGAUUGCCCUAACGGUGUCGAUCAGAAAUGAGAAGAUUUCGGGUCCACCUUUUCUUUAUAGUCCUGUUUUGCAUUGUGGAUGUCUGCUUCGGGAUUAGCUAGAGUGGAUCAGACGCUUGAUUCUUCAUCAAUUGGUUUUGAUUGACAGAAUUUGGGUAUUUUGUCACUCACUAUUUGGUAAUGUUGGUGAUUAUUUUCUUAAAUACAUGAUUAUUCUUUUCUUUUAGUAAUUAUUCUUCAUUAUUUGUUAUCUUUUACUUAUUGUGCAAAUAUGAAAUGAAAAGUUGUACUUAGUGAUCCAA
Messenger RNA from Carica papaya (papaya), 1186 nucleotides. Its product is annotated as cold shock protein 2-like. The record is from RefSeq and is a predicted model, not a curated record. NCBI's taxonomy places the organism in Eukaryota, Viridiplantae, Streptophyta, Magnoliopsida, Brassicales, Caricaceae. Gene Ontology annotation, molecular function: nucleic acid binding; zinc ion binding.